GAAAAUUGUAAAUCUACUGAUAUUCCCAAAUGUUGUAAAUCUUUAAACCAUUUGUUAUAUGAUCAGAUAAUUAAUAAUUUACUUUCUAUUUGCACUAUCUUAUCACUAUACAGUAAUCUUCAAAAAUUGCGUGAUGAGAAAAAUUUAAAUUUGGUAAUAUGUAAUGAGCAUAAGGAGGACCUUAAAUAUGAAUCAUAUAUAGAGCUUAAUGUAUUAAUUACACCAUACAAGGAUUUUAAUGCAUAUAAAGCAUCAAGUAAACCAAAACAAAAAAAGGAAUGA
Molecule: messenger RNA, 282 nt
Organism: Plasmodium cynomolgi strain B
Lineage: Eukaryota; Apicomplexa; Aconoidasida; Haemosporida; Plasmodiidae
Product: CYIR protein
Exons: 1
Source: RefSeq, a predicted model, not a curated record